Pieris brassicae (large cabbage white) is the source of this 2743-nucleotide messenger RNA. It is a transcript of the gene Wdr24, whose product is annotated as GATOR complex protein WDR24. Lineage: Eukaryota; Metazoa; Arthropoda; Insecta; Lepidoptera; Pieridae. The transcript has 10 exons. Gene Ontology annotation, molecular function: protein binding. Gene Ontology annotation, biological process: positive regulation of TOR signaling. The coding region runs from base 188 to 2743 and encodes 851 amino acids. The record is from RefSeq and is a predicted model, not a curated record.
UGUGUUGUUACUUGAGUUUGUAAAUAUUAUGUUAUUGAAAUAUAAGUAACCCUGUUUUGUAACUAAAUUGUAAAAUGAAGAACUUACCAGUAUGACAAAAAAAGGAGUAAUCGAGACCUAACAAAGAUGAACUUAAAGAUUAUAAGUGUUCCUUAUAAGAGUUUCUUAAUAAUCGUGAAUCGUUAUCAUGAUACCGUCUAAUACGAUUUGUGUUUCUCAAGAAGGGCCGGCCAACGCUUUGGCAUUAAAUAAAGAUUGCACCCAAGUAGUGAUCGCUGGACGCAAUGUGUUUAAAGUAUUUUCUAUAGGUGAAGAUGAAUUCUCUGAAGUGUGUAAUUUGAGAGUUGGAAAAAAUUUAAAUCUAAAUUUUUCUUCUAUUGAUGUUGCUUGGAGUACGCUUGAAGAAAACACUCUCGCAACAGCAGCAACAAAUGGGGCAGUUGUGGUGUGGAACCUAGGUCGCUCUGGGAGGUCUAAACAAGAACAUGUAUUCUCAGAUCACAAGAGAACUGUCAAUAAGGUUAGUUUUCACCUAACUGAACCAUCUCUGCUUAUAUCUGGGUCACAAGAUGGGAUGAUGAAAUGUUUUGAUCUUCGGAUGAAGGAGGUAGCUCGAACAUUUAUAAGUAACACAGAGUCGAUUCGCGACGUGCAGUUCAGCCCGCAUACGGCGCACGUGUUGGCCGCAGUGUCGGAAAACGGCACCGUGCAGCUCUGGGACGCACGGCGACAUGAGCGGCCUCUACACCAGUUCACGGCCCACUCGGGGCCCGUCUUCGCCUGCGACUGGCACCCUGACGUGCCCUGGCUCGCUACGGCCUCUCGGGACAAGACUAUCAAGGUUUGGGAUAUCCACGCGAAACCUAAUUUGGAGCACACCAUACACACGAUAGCCUCCGUCGGACACGUCAAGUGGAGACCGCAGAAAAAGUACCAGGUGGCAUCGUGCGCGCUGGUGCUGGACUGCGCCGUGCACGUGUGGGACGUGCGGCGGCCGCACGUGCCACUGGCCACGUUCGCCGAGCACCGCGACGUCACCACGGCCAUCGCCUGGGUGGCCUCGCCCGACGUGUUCCUGUCGACCAGCCGCGACUGCAGCCUCUACAGGCACCGCUUCUCCGAGGCGGCGCACCCCGUGCUGUGGGCCAACCCGCAGGGCGUCGCCGUGUCGGCGCGGGGCCAGGUGGCUCACGCGGCGCCCGAUCGUCCGCUGCCCGCCGGACUCGCCGCGCCGCAAGCCCCGCCUCCGCCGCACGCGCCCUUCCCGCGGAAGCAGCCGACGGCGGGGUCGCUCGGCGCGGGCGCCCAGGCGGCGCUCGAGGUGGCCUUCGCCGGGGGCGCGGCCAGUACCCUGCGGCGCCACGACGUGCGGCCGCUCGACGACGCCGUUAUCGGCGCGGCGCGACGCUACCGCUUCCACGGUGACCCGCCGCACGUCCUCGCCAAGCACAACGCCCGGGUGGCCCGACACUACGGCCGGUUCAUGACGGCGCACGUGUGGGAGGUGAUGGGCGCCGUGUACUCAGCUCGGUCGUCGAGCGGCCCGCCCCCGGCGCCGCCGCCGCCCCGCGAUCCUCCGCCCCGCCCGGACCCAGCGCCGCCGACUCCUUCGCACGACGGCGUCGAGGAGGAGCGCGAGGAGGAGACGGAGGAGUGGGAGAGCCGCAGCCACAAGCACAGCGGGGUGCUGGGCCUGCCCACGCACACCAUCUACGUGCCGCCGCAUCGGGCCAGAUCGCAAUCGGGUGAAUCACUCUCGGCCUCGCCGACUCCGCCCCGAGGGAGCGCUUUCGUAACGUCGCCUCGUUUUCUCAGAGGACGGUUGGGUGUCUGCGGCGUCGCUGCACUUCGUGGACAUCGAGGCGGCCGAGUGGACGCUGCCGGAGGAGGCCUUCGCGCUGCGUCCUCCCCCGCCGCCCGACGAGCACGACCACGAUCCUCACGGUACGCCCCGAGCCUCGCGACCGACCGUCGUCUGCGACCGUCCUUCCGAAUUAACGACGAAACCGGGCGCAGAGGCGGCCAACUCGAGCGGACAGUCGGCGGCGGCGGGAGCGCCCGACUCUCCGGCCGGCUCCACGGGCUCCGGCUCGCACCCGCCCGCGCCCGCCUCGCCCGCCCCACACCCGCCGGCUCCGGCGCCCCUCUGCGACGAGGGGGACGCGUACGGCGACGCGACCGGCGGCGCCGCCGAGGGACGCGGUCGCGUCGACCUGGCGCCCCUGCUCGCGAGCGCGCUGCACCUGCACGCCGCGCUGGGCGACGUGCAGACGGCGGCCACCGUGCUGCUCGCGCUGCAGGAGCACCGCGGGGAGCUACUGGCGUACGUAGACGAGCCCACGCAGGAGCAGUGGCUGCUGGGCUACAUGGAGCUGCUGCAGCGACACAAGGCGUGGGGGGUGGCCGGGCAGGUGGGGCGCGGCGCGUGGCUAGGCGGCGUAUGGGCGCUGUCGCAGCAGUCGACCAGCGUGGCGGUGUGCUGCGGGCGCUGCGGCCGGCGAACGCGCGGCGCCGGCUGCGACCGCUGCGCGGGGCGCGUGCCGGGCGAGCUGUGCGCCGUGUGCCGCCAGCCCGUGCGAGGCCUGUACGCCUGGUGCCAGGGCUGCUCGCACGGCGGCCACCUGCACCACAUGCGCCGCUGGCUGCGCGAACACGACCUGUGCCCGGCCGGCUGCGCGCACCGCUGCCAGCUCGGUUGACCCGGCGUCGUUGGGAAAUAAAACUAAUUUAUCGGGAUCGUUGA